This is a messenger RNA of Sardina pilchardus (European sardine), 3736 nucleotides long. RefSeq names its product FOS like 1, AP-1 transcription factor subunit b (gene fosl1b). The coding region runs from base 87 to 731 and encodes 214 amino acids. Gene Ontology annotation, cellular component: nucleus. Lineage: Eukaryota; Metazoa; Chordata; Actinopteri; Clupeiformes; Clupeidae. The transcript is spliced from 4 exons. Gene Ontology annotation, molecular function: DNA-binding transcription factor activity, RNA polymerase II-specific; RNA polymerase II cis-regulatory region sequence-specific DNA binding. The record is from RefSeq and is a predicted model, not a curated record. Gene Ontology annotation, biological process: regulation of transcription by RNA polymerase II.
GCAGACAGAUUGUUUAGGCCUUUGACUAACUAAAAUUCCCCGGACCUAGUGGGAAUUUUCCAAAUCCGCACGGGAGUGGAGAGACCAUGUUAAUCCCCGGCCCGAUUCAGACCUGUGAUGGACUCCUGCAAACUUCUUCGGGACAUACCCCUUGUGAAACUGCGCAGAUGCAACAGGUGCAACAGAAGGUUACGGGGCCAACCAUGUCAAGCCCCAGUCUGGAUGUCAUCACGUCCAGCCAAGACCUCCGCUGGCUCCUUCAGUCCUCUCUCUGGACCCAGCCCGACUCCUCAUGGCAGACGCUGGCCUCGUUCAUGCCCCACGAGGAGCCCAUAGGUCGUCCUCCUGGCCCGAUACCCAGCUGCUGCCACGCACGCCCGCGCUGUCCCGGUGCCACGGGCAAAACCAGGACAAAGGUUGCGGGCCGUCUGGAUGACAAAGUAUCUCAGGAGGAGGCUGAGCGGAGGAGGGUGCGUAGGGAGCGUAACCGUAUGGCUGCUGCUAAGUGCCGAAACCGCCGCCGCGAGCUCACCGACACCCUGCAGAGCGAGAGUGACCAGCUGGAGGGUGUGCAGACCCAGCUGCAGGACGAGAUUGCUGGGCUGGAGCGGGAGAAGGAGAAGCUGGAGCUGGUGCUGGAGGCACACAAGCCCAUCUGCAAGAUGGCGCACCACAGCCACCCUAGCCAUGACCACGAGGAGGGGGGCGAACAGCACACUGGCUGUGUGUAGCCUGAGUCUGCGGGUUCAGACCAGGUUCUUUACACGGCAUACUGUAUUAGGGUGACACGAGGGCAGUGAAGCCCACCUCGGUCUCAUGUACUGGAUAGUUAACCUUAUUUGGGUUGCAGAUGAAGUAUUCAUCUAUACAUUGGUUCAUACAGAAGGAACUGUGUUUAUAUUGCAAUAGUUCUCAGUAUCUCAUGGGAAUCUCUUACUGUUGUGUUGUACUCUCAGUGGAUUUGCUAUCACUUACCUGGCACCUGGGGGGUAUUGCAAGUAUGUGGUUUAGUGACAAACCUGGGUAAGUUAACUCAGAGCAAGUGUAUUGCAAUUAGUAUUGUAUUGUUAGGAGAAUAAAGCCUUACAGCUCUUCUAUUAGGAGGUUUACUGCUUACACUGAGUUAACUUUCCCAGGUUUGUCUCUAAACCACGUACUUGCAAUACCCCCCAGGUGCCUCUCUGGUGUUUUCUGUGUUGGCCGUUUGAUCAUGAAUUUCAGUAGACAUGUGGAAUGUCAGCUCACCGGUUGAAUUUGGAUUGUUGUAGGUUCAGAGUUUGUGUAUCUUCAAGGUGUUACAUACACACUGCCCCAACAAACAGCAACCAACCCUGACAAACACAAUUAGGUUAGAGUGUGCCAUCAGGCUGUGGUUGAUGGAUGGAGUUGUUUGAGUUGUACUUUCACUGUCUGGGCAGUGUGGAGCUAGUAGGUGGUUUUCUGAACAUUCUAAAGACUGCAACAGACAACUUCCAACUUUAAGGCCCGUCCACCUAAGUGGCUCAAUAUGAAUAAGCUUAUUUGAAAAUGAUCAGUGAAAACUAUCUCCGUACACAUUAACACUUUCAAAUCUUUUUUGAUUGUUUUUGAUCCACACUAAAACUUGAAUAGGCCAUAGAAGUGUUCAUUGUUGGUGGUGUCUGGAACUUUUAUCAGUGCCAUGGCAACCGCACGCCAUCGUAUCUGACUGCCUUUUCAACGUCCGCACUGUACUGCAAACCCGGCAUUUUCAAUGUAUGCACCUUAGAGAGCUUUUUCAAGAAAUAUUGUUUUCAGGGUCCGAAUAUGCGUUUUAGUGUGGAUGGAAGGGCUACAUGGAGAAAUAAUUAUGCAUGUUUAUAUUUCCCUGACUUAGAGUGGGCAGGGCCUAAGAACGUUGGGUUUCGUUGGGUGUUGUCUGGGCAGUGUGUAAGCACCUUUAGUUACACGCACACUGCCCAAAGCUGUACUUGGGUCUGUAUGGGUGGAGUUGUGCACAACGGUGAUGAAAGAACACUAUUUGGUGGUAAUGCUUUAGUGAUGUGGUGGAGGUUGUAUGUGGGAAGAUGGAGGCGCAAACGAGAGGAAUACUCAGAGCUGCAUUCACAUUGCUGAGAUUUAAUACGGUACAUAUACUCAAUAUACUUUAUUAUUAUACACUAUACACCUCCAGAGCUCAGACCAAUUGAAAUGACACGUUUCAAAGAACAUGUCCCUUGGGAGAGGGGUGUGUGUGUGUGUGUGUGUGUGUGACACAGACGUUCCACAGUCCAAAAGAAAUAGAAAAUUCUGCAUUCAAAGGGUAACAUGUUUACACGGUUUGCAGAAACGUGUCCAGCUGCAGAGCGGAAUGCCUUGUAGUAACUUGCACGGACAUAACACACCAGCUCUUCUGUUUCCACUAGGACAUGACUCAAACCGCAGGCAUCUGCAUGCACUGACAACACACACACUGCUUUAAAACAGGUUUCAUGAGUGAUCCAUGCUUACCGCAGCACUGUAUGGUUCUAUACUAUAGCAUGGUGUUACGUUAUCAUAUACAACGCAGAGAAGCACUGUUAUGAUUUUGAUUUGUUAAACACUGAUACUGUCUCAUUUCCUUUAAGUGCAGGUAUGUGGAACAGACUCACUGUUCACUGUGCCAGGCACUGUGGUGAAAUGUGGUGAAUCGGUCGGCAUUGACUGCAGACCUGCUCGUGUUCAUGGCCACUCUUCUGUGAUGUUAUUUAGGCGAGUGAGCAAGCGAGCUGUCGUAAUCUCCUCCAUGAACGGUGCAGCCACUGCUCCAUUAAAGGGGAACUAUGCAGGUUUUUUUUUUAACUUAAUUAACUGAACAGCUUUGGACUCAUUGGAAUGGUUAUAUAUCUUUUUUUCGGGUUGAAUGGAGGCUGUUUCGCUUCCGCCUAGCGUCUGUGAGCGGAAAAAACACCCUUCCAACUUUGGGCCGGCGGGCCGGUGCACUGACAAACAGAAAGUCUCACAGCCUCGUGACUGACAGAUUGAGGAGUGUUGUAAAAUGUACACGCUAAAGGUGAAGCUCUGCAGAGAAACCUGCAUGCGUAAAACAAGAAAAAGUGAAGAAAUCGCCAAACCUGCAUAGUUCCUCUUUAACUAGCCUCCCAGGUUACUUAUUAAUGUACACAGUGACUUGGUCCUGCUGUUAUUUUACUUCACAUUGUUUGGGUCUGUAUUAGUGGUCCUCUCAUCACAGCCAAGAGGAAAGAAGAACAGUUACCCAUUCCCUUUGGCUUGAUGAGCUGGUAGAAAUUCUUUUAUUCUUUUUAAGUCUAUAAAGUCAAGCUUCUGGGGUCUGUAGAAGCUUAGCUGCUUUGCUAGAAGGUGUAGGCUGCAUUGCAUUAUUGCUUGUACUCAUUUGAAUGGACAUGACACUGUUAGAUAUGGAGUCAACAACACUUUUGGGAGAGCAUGGCUCUGGCGGCAUUAUUAGUGUUGAGGUCAUAGCAAAGGAAGGUCGGCCUUUAAGACAAAACUGCAGGACAGUGUCUUCCCUGGGCCAGUUCCUAUAGUGAUGUAACCAUGGAAACAUAUACGGUGUAAUGGAAAGCAGAAAUUACGCUGAUUGGAUCAGAUAGAUCUAGACUGUUACGCAUUGCACACCAUAGUCAAGCUACCAAAGUGUAGAGCACCAAUCGCAGAUUUAUUGUUAUACCAGUUUUGUAUGUGGAAAAGCUAGUUUCAUAUGUUUGUAUUACAGUUUGUACCCACCAAGCAGACAGCUGGUUUAUCUGCAUGAAGA